This is a messenger RNA of Haemonchus placei, 276 nucleotides long. The record is from the annotation of a GenBank genome assembly. NCBI's taxonomy places the organism in Eukaryota, Metazoa, Nematoda, Chromadorea, Rhabditida, Trichostrongylidae.
AUGGCAGUUGAUACAACUUUUGCAUUCCUAUCCAAAAUCCCGGACCAAUGUGGUUAUUUGGUAAUUUCCGAUGGAGCUAUUGUGAAGUCUGAUGGAGAACUGAGCAAUCGAGAAGCAACAAUGGCAAUUGUAGAGAAGAUCUUAAGCAACACAAACUCAGGUGCACUGCCGAGCUCAAAAUUUUAUCAAAUCACAGUAUCCUAUACUGACCACUUUUAUACGAUCAUUGAAAGUGGCAGAUACACGUUUGUUGUUAAACGAAAACUCCAUGCGUAA